Messenger RNA from Oppia nitens, 914 nucleotides. RefSeq names its product 50S ribosomal protein L20-like (gene mRpL20). Gene Ontology annotation, molecular function: structural constituent of ribosome; rRNA binding. Gene Ontology annotation, biological process: ribosomal large subunit assembly; translation. The record is from RefSeq and is a predicted model, not a curated record. The coding region runs from base 151 to 618 and encodes 155 amino acids. The transcript has 4 exons. Gene Ontology annotation, cellular component: ribosome. NCBI's taxonomy places the organism in Eukaryota, Metazoa, Arthropoda, Arachnida, Sarcoptiformes, Oppiidae.
UUAGACAUACUUUUUGUGACACUUUUGAACCAAACAUUUAUUUCAUGUGUUUUAAUGAGACAAUCGAUGACCACAUUUGCUGAUCAUUAGUGGACACACUUUGGAGGACUCGUUUGAAUUGUGACAUCAGUUGUCUUUCACAUCUACACAAUGGUCUUCUUAACCAACACUUUGAUGAAGUAUAUGCCUCAUUGGUGGCGAAGAUCUGAGAGAAGAAGCGUUUUUUUCAAGAGAGUGUCACUCUUUCGGCUGACAGGGUGCUUCGGUGGUGUCAGUCGUAACUGUUUCCGAGUGGCCAUCAAUAAGUGGACCAAAACAAUGCAAUAUAAACCGAAAUACCGGCGAAUGCGGACUCAAAUGCUUCAAGACUUGUAUUCGCAGCGAAUUUUGGGUGCCGUUGAAGAACAUGGACUCAGAUAUGAACUCUUCCACUCUUCACUUACCAAAUGUGGUAUUGAACUCAAUCGUAAAUCUUUAGCCAAUUUAGCCAUUUAUGAACCGAAGACUUUUGCCAGUUUAGUAGAUUUGGCUAAAACCAAGUUUGCCGAAAAUGGUGGCGGAGAAGAAGCUAUAUAUGCCAAACCUGUCAAUGGAGUCAUCACUCGAGGAAUGCUAUGAUUUGAUUCAUCAAUAAAGAAAAAAUAUGAUAACAUUUUUUUAGUUUAAUUGUUUACCGGUAGAUAUAAAUGGUUUUUUAUUUAAAUAAUGACAUGAAAAUGAUUACAAAAAAAAAAUCAAAUGAAAUGUUUGCUUAUAUUAUAAUUUCAAUAAUAUAUUAUAUUAGUGUUAAGUAAGACAAUAAGUUUUUAAAUUAUAAGUAAUUAAAUUAAUAAAAUUUGGCUGAAAAUGAUGCUAAGUUAGAGCACUAAUGGUGUUUUAGUGAUUAUAUGCUAACAAUAAUAUAUAAAAAUAUA